This is a messenger RNA of Oncorhynchus mykiss (rainbow trout), 3250 nucleotides long. Its product is annotated as protein LSM12 homolog A. Gene Ontology annotation, molecular function: RNA binding. NCBI's taxonomy places the organism in Eukaryota, Metazoa, Chordata, Actinopteri, Salmoniformes, Salmonidae. The record is from RefSeq and is a predicted model, not a curated record.
AGUUCACGUACUAAUUUUACGUAAUACUGGAGCUCCGCUUUCCUGGCGGAGAAGAUGGCGGCUCCUGGACCGGGAGAGUAUUUUAGCGUCGGGAGCCAUAUCUCUUGUCUUACCUGCUUGGGCCAGCGUCUGCAGGGAGAAGUGGUGGCCUUCGACUACCAGUCCAAGAUGUUGACUUUGAAAUGUGAUCCCUCCAGCAGAAAGCCAAAUCUCCACGACGUCAUCCUGAUCAAUUUAGACUAUGUUUCUGAAGUGGAUAUAAUAAAUGAUCGCACUGAAACGCCUCCUCUAGCAUCACUGAAUGUUAGCAAGCUUGCCAAUCGAGCACGGUCAGAGAAGGAGGACAAGCUAUCCCAAGCAUAUGCAAUCAGUGCUGGGGUUUCUGUGGAGGGCCAGCAUCUAUUCCAGACUAUUCACAAAACCAUCAAAGACUGUAAAUGGCAGGAGAAGAACAUAAUGGUGAUGGACGACGUUGUGAUCUCACCGCCAUACCAGGCUGACAACUGCAAAGGCAAAGAGGGAAGUGCUUUAAGUCAUGUACGCAAAAUAGUUGAGAAACAUUUUAGAGACUUGGAAAGUCAGAAGCAACGUUCACAAGCACAGCAAACACAGAACUCCACUUUAUCAUCUUGAGUCAGCGCAGUGUGGGUCGGGCCAGCCAGGGAAUGCAACACUGCGGCGGGCUGGUGGACGGCACGGCGGGCAGGCUGUCUCGACUGCAGGACGAGGUUGGCAUUCCUAGCCCUCCUUGUCAGAGACCAGGAAGAUACAGCGCUGAAGAGCACUGGGUUCAGAAGAUCAAAAAAAAAUUCACGAAAAAGAGGAAAAGACUUCAUCUUAAAUUAGACUUUAUAAAGAUAAUUUAAAACAUCAGCCAUGAAGCAACCAUAUAGUUAAAGGAAACUAACUUCAUCUCACUCAUCCCUCCCAUCAAUCCAUCAUCGUCCUCUUCUCCCCAAUGGCUUUUCUCCUUUCUUUUCCAUAAAUUUCAUUUAUUCAAAAAGAGAAAAAUAGACCAGUCAAAGGCUUGUUACCUUUUAUUUUCUGUCAAUUUCCUAUUUUUUUUGCUAUAUCCAUGUUCUACAAGUGUCUGUUUUUCUGUAUUUUAAACAAAACGUGACUUGAAAUGCCACACUUUAAAAGACAUUUUCUAAAAUAAAAGUAACAAAUUCUGACUCUAAUACAGUAAUUUCAAUAGCUUUUUGCGAGGCAAAGAACAAACCUUUUGAAAGAGUCCAUGACAAAUUAUUGAUUUCCUGUUAGGUAUUUGUACAAUGAAUUGUGUUAAAUGGAACUUUGUCUCUGAAAAAGAAUGGUCAGUCAAUAGUGCAGUAGGCCUCAUUAAACAACUGACCACUGCACUCAUGUUUCUGUUCACAUGAAGUGAGAUCAGUCUGGUUUUACAAGGCUCCAGUAGGCUACCGUUUAAUUAAGACUGUAUUCAAUGUGCAUGGUCAAACCUGGCACCAUUUACACUCUGUCCCGUUAACUAACACAUUAUACUGGUAUUGGUGCCAUGUAAAGUACAGAGAUGUAUCAUGUAAGUUGUUCAAUCAGUCCCAUUUUCUAGAAUUUGACUACACAGCCAUUGUUAUUUUCUCAUUAGAAAUAGAUUUUAUUACAGAGAACUGACCUCACAGAAUCCAGCCCUUCAUUACCUGGACAUUCAAUGAAUUCAAAUGCGAAACGGAUUCUUAUUUCUCCAAUGCUGGCCCCUGCUGUGCUUGCUGCUUCAAAGAACUCCGGACAGAGGAUACAGAACAAGAUGGGUGAAGGGAGGCUAAGUUGUCAUUCCAAUGGACUGUAAAUUACAGGUCAUUUCAGUGUCAGUGAUGUUACCUGUCAAAGUAGUGAGAAUCUGCAGGUAAUGUCAAUAUGUUCCACUGGGUACCUGCUGGUCUAAUCUGAAGUCUGAUCAUGGAGAAGACUAAUUCAUGGACUGCUGGAGGCCUGAUUGGACAGGGGCCGUGCUUCCCAACUCCAGACCUCGAGUACCCCCCCAACAGUACACAUUUUUAUUGUAACCCAAGAGAAACUCACCUGAUUCAAGUCACUAAGGGCUGUCUGGUUAGUUGACUCAGGUGUGGGAACACUGGACUAGGGUGUGUAUUUUUUGUUGAUUGAACCUUUAUUUAUCCUGGAAGUCCCAUUGCGGUCAGAAGACCUCUUUUUCUAUUGCAUAUUUAGAUUGACUGCGUACUAGAUAAUGACGCUGUAUAAGUCAGAGGAAUAUGGUGGGAGGGGCUAUAGGAGGAUGGGCCCAUUGUAGUGGCUGGAAUGGUAUCAAACAUGUUUGACUCCGUUCCAUUGAUUCCAUUCCAGCCUUUACAGUGGGCCCAUCCUCCUAUAGCCCCUCUCACCAGAUUCCUCUGAUAAGUCUUUGUUGCUGAAUGACAUCCACCCAAAAUGGACCAUCAUACUUGAUCUAUUUAAUUGCUAACUUUCAACAUUCACCAACAGCAUCAACUAUAAACUGCAUCACAUGACCAUAUCUGUCCCCAUAACAGUUACAUUGUUUUAAAAAAUAAAAACAAACGUAGACCAACAAAAUCUAAGGGGAUCCAAUUUGGGAAUUGGAUGAUGAUAACCAUAUGCAAACAGUGACAGUCGGGUACAACGGUGGUAGGUCUGAUUACCAACAAUGAGACGGCCUACAGGGAGGAGGUGAGAGCCCUGGUGGAGUGGUGCCAGGUAAAUAACGUCAACAUAAAGGAACUGAUCGUGAAUGACAGCAGACAGUACGCCCCCAUCCACAUCAACGGGGCCGCAGGGGAGAGGGUCAAAAACAUCACUGACAACCUGAAAUAGUCCCUUCACAAAGACAGCGUGGUGAAGGCACAACAGUGCCUAUUCAACCUUGGAAGGCUGAAAUAAUUUGUCUUGGCCCCCUAAGACCCUCACAAACUUCUACAGAUGCACCAUUGAGAGCAUCCUGUGUAGCUGUAUCACCGGAGGGUGGUGCAGUCAGCCCAACGUGUCACCGGGGGGCACACUGCCUAAACUCCAGGACAUCUACAGUACCCAGUGUCACAGAAAGGUCAAGAAGAUCAUCGUCGAGGACCUCAGUCACGCGUGCCACGGCCUGUACACCUCGCUACCAUCGAGACCAUACAGGUAUAUCAAAACUGGGACCGAGAGCCUUAGAAAUCACUUCUAUCUCCAGGCCAUCAGCCUGUUAAGUCACCACCAGCCUUAGUCACUGUUCUAGCCAAAAAAGUUUGAAAUAUCCAAUAAAUGUCGUUCCCCUUCA